AUCUCAGAUCUAACGGUUGAAAAGCUCCUGGAGCACCUAAUCUUAGGUGCUCGCGUAGCACGAGAUAUCCUCCCUUAUGUGGACAUCUCAUUUCUUCUUCUUUGUUCCCGGUAUUUCCCAAUCAUCAAAAUGUGUCACUUCCACAUCAGAAAUUCCAAGAGGUGGGCCAGCCCUUACACGCUAUAUAUAGAGCCGGAGUCCACCGCCCAAACCAUCAAACCAACUUCCUCUCCUUCCCCCCCGAACCAUCCUUAUCACAGCCUCUCCUUCUCUUCGUUCGCUGCUCUCGUCGUAGCCCACGCAUCUUGUUGCUUUUCUCCCGGCGCUUCUUCAGUCUUUCUCCCUGUGUCGGUCCGCGCUCUCGUCAUGAUGAACCACGCCGCCUUUGCUGCCGAGGACGCGGUCACCGCCGUGGCGGCGCCGGCGCAGCCGGGUCGCCAUUUCGUGUCGCUCCCGCCGCGGAGGGCGCGCGACUGCAGGAAGGCCUCCCUGAGCCGCAUGGACCUUGCCACCUCGGCGGUGCUGAUGGCCGGGUCUCUGCUGGACUCGAUGAAGGCCUCCUCGCCCCGCCACGCCAUGUCCCCCGCCGGCGCCGACCACGAGGAGUGGAUCGAGAAGCACCCGUCAGCAUUGGAGUGGUUCGAGGGCGUGCUGGCGGCGGCCGAGGGAAAGCAGAUCGUCAUGUUCCUGGACUACGACGGCACCCUGUCGCCGAUCGUCGAGGACCCCGACCGCGCCGUCAUGACCGAAGAGAUGAGGGAUGCGGUGAGGGGCGUCGCCCAGCAUUUCCCGACCGCCAUCGUGAGUGGGAGAUGUAGAGACAAGGUGUUCAACUUUGUGAAACUGGAGGAGCUGUACUACGCCGGGAGCCACGGCAUGGACAUCAAGGGCCCAACCAAAGUGUCCAACCACAAGGCAAAGGCUGACGAGGUUCUGUGCCAGCCGGCGACCGAGUUCUUGCCUGUCAUUCAGGAGGUGUAUGAGACGCUGACGGCGAAGAUGGAGUCCAUCCCGGGGGCCAUGGUGGAGAACAACAAGUUCUGCCUCUCGGUGCACUUCCGCUGCGUCGAGGAGGCGGAAUGGGACGCUCUGGGCAGGGAGGUGAAGGCGGUGCUGGAGGACUACCCGAAACUCUGCCUCACCAAGGGGAGAAAGGUCCUCGAGAUCCGCCCCUUCAUCAAGUGGAACAAAGGAAACGCCCUUAAGUUCUUGCUCAAGUCUCUCGGCUAUGCGGGGCGUGGCGACGUUUUCCCGAUAUAUAUUGGAGAUGACCGCACAGACGAGGAUGCGUUCAAGGUGCUGCGCAACAUGGGACAAGGCAUCGGGAUCCUUGUGACCAAGUUUCCAAAGGACACUAGCGCAUCGUACUCUCUGCGUGAGCCUGCUGAGGUAAAGGAGUUCAUGCGCAAGCUAGUGAAGAGCAACGGGAUAAAGAAGGGUUAAUUCAUGAAUCAGCAGCCUUCUAGCUCUAACUCAACAUGAAGAUCGAGCAGGCUAUAUGGCUUGUACAUCAAGUCUAGCUUGUUUCCUUUUUGGACUUGCUGUUGUCUCUCCUUUCAUCUAGUAGAACAAUGCAUGCAUGCGUGUCAAGGUCGAUAUAGAAGAUCCAGAUCGAUCAGUGACCCAUGCCAGGCCUUGGCUCUGAAGGUUUCUAUUACUGUAUCCUUCUCUCAAGGUCUUGUAAUUAGCCUUCGCUUAGCUAUGACAGAAAUGGUAUUGACAAAGUAGCCCUCCUUUUUCUCGCCCUGCACUAUAAAAUUGUUUUAUUGCUUGCAUCGUCGUUAGCUUGUUCUGAUGUGAUCUCUGUUGAGAAGUUGUUAAAGAUAUUAUUGUGUUAGAGCAUCUUC
This is a messenger RNA of Aegilops tauschii subsp. strangulata, 1847 nucleotides long. Its product is annotated as trehalose 6-phosphate phosphatase RA3. The record is from RefSeq and is a predicted model, not a curated record. Lineage: Eukaryota; Viridiplantae; Streptophyta; Magnoliopsida; Poales; Poaceae. Gene Ontology annotation, molecular function: trehalose-phosphatase activity. Gene Ontology annotation, biological process: trehalose biosynthetic process.